AUGACGUCCGCCAUCACCCCUUCCAAACCACAGCAGCAAACUCAACAAAUGAGUCCACCCCAUCAUUCUCAUCAUCAUAGUCAUAAUAAUCCCGCCUCACCCCCUAGCAAGCGAGACUUGAAGUCGUGGUGGAAGAGCUUCCAAACUCGAGCAAAGCAUCAGGACUCUCAAGAACCACAGCACAAGGGUAUCUUCGGUGUCCCGCUACGACAGAGCAUUACCUACGCGAAUGUCGCCAUUUCCCUGAUUGACGAGAAGGGCGAAAGCUACAUAUACGGAUACGUGCCAAUUGUAGUAGCCAAAUGUGGUGUGUUUCUGAAAGAGAAAGCCACCAAUAUAGAGGGAAUCUUCCGUCUUAGCGGCUCCGAGAAGCGCAUCAAAGAGCUCAAGAUACAAUUCGACUCACCCGAUCGAUAUGGCAAGGGGCUUGUGUGGGAUGGAUACACGGUUCAUGAUGCUGCUAAUGUUCUUCGCCGGUACCUAAAUGACCUACCCGAACCCGUCGUGCCGCUAGACCUUUACGAGCGCUUCCGAGACCCCUUGCGCGGGCAUACGAAACAAGCUGUGGGCGAUACCGAGGGCACACAGCUCGUCGAUAAUUUUAACGAAGUUGAAGCUAUAGCAAAGUAUCAACAACUUAUUAAAGAGCUGCCUCCCCUCAAUCGACAACUGCUUUUGUAUAUCCUAGACUUGCUCGCAGUCUUCGCUGCCAAGGCCGACGAGAAUCGAAUGACGGCUCAGAACCUGGCUGCCAUUUUUCAGCCCGGAAUGCUCUCGCACCCACAGCAUGCCAUGGCACCGGAGGAGUACAGAUUGAAUCAGUGUGUGAUCAUUUUCCUGAUUGAGAAUCAGGACCAUUUCUUGAUUGGUAUGCAAGGCACCGGGACAGAUGAGAAAACUAAGCAAGAGAUCGAAAAAGGUCCGCCGACCUUGGUGACGCCUGCGACGCCAAGUCGUAGCACUGGCGUUGUCCGAUCUGCGUCAAAUGCAAGCGCCGGCGCCGAGAGCGUCAGCAGAGACGGCAAAAUUAGGAGGAAUCGUUCAACUUCCUCACGUCAUUCGCUCCAGUCUAAUGGCGCAUCUACACCUGGUAGCCCUGCACUGACGCCUAACAGUGGCCUUGCUAGAAGCAACACCGUUCCGUCCAAGAAAUCCCCUCAUCUUCCCUCGGGAAGAUUCCCCACCCGACAAAGCUCGCCAACCGUCGCGGUGGCUCCCGCUUCGCCCUCGCCUGCUGGAUCUGCCUUAAUUGCUCCGCCAACCGUGGCUGAAGAAGUACCAUCAGCUACCACACCGUCCCCAGCAGCAUCGCAACAUCUCACCCCGAUGGCAGCGGGGUCGCCACCGGGCGUUAGAAGCCAGGAAAGAUUAUUAAGUCCUGCUGCAGAUGUAAUCACUCCCCUCAAGGAGAGAAACCUCCAGAGCCUUUUUCUCCGAUCGCCGGAAGGCGAAAAACGACAGCCCAAUAAGUUACGCAAGAAGCGGCUGCCGAGUAGUACUAACCCGAGUGCCCAAAGCUCGACGGCCUCGUUACCUCAUUCAGAGACGAUGUCCCCGGUACAUGAGCCUACGACGAACAACCUACUAGAACACAAAAUACCUCACUUGGAACCCUCCAUUUCGGAGAAUGGCGCGUCUGUCGCAACUUCAACUCCAUCAGAACCAACUCCUCGAGCAUCCCAAGUACCAUCUGGGACUACCGUUCAAGCUGAGCCGGAGGCUAAUCAUCAUACGCUGAACAUACUCAAGCCUAAAACCUCACCGCAAACCUCCUUACACUCAUCAUUCAACGACGGAUCUGAUGUCGAUCAAACAGAAGAGGCCGCGCGUGCCCCUUCCGCGGAGAGUGGUGAAAAGAACCGCCGCUGGCGCAUAUCCCGACGAAAAGAAGACAUGGCAGGUUACCCCCCUCAGAAUAUGAGUGGAAACAGCAACGCCGAAAUGAGUACAUCUUCUGUAGGAAGUGGGCAAAGGGCACGAAAGAGCUGGACCGGUGAUUCUUCGGAUGUGGCUGCGACACUCGCAGAGAGUGAAGCGGGAAGUAGAGAGAAGGAAGAAGUCAAGGGACCCUUAGGAUGGAUCAAGACUAAAUACCGUGAAGCUAAGGAGAACGUGGAGAUCAAGCGCACAAAGUCUCCUCCGAGGGACCAAACUCAGGGCUUUCUUACUGCCGGAGGAAAGAGUGUCGAUACCAUGGGUAGCAUAGACGAAAAGGGAGCGCCACCGCCAGCUGCAGUCCCUGCCCGGGUCACCACACCGGGUCCCGAGCGGAACUCCGCACCCGCUCCCCACGAUGUCCCGUUACCGAACUCACCGCCACCUUCUCAAGCGACGCACAACGAAAGGCCCUCGAAUACUUAG
Molecule: messenger RNA, 2361 nt
Organism: Hypoxylon fragiforme
Lineage: Eukaryota; Fungi; Ascomycota; Sordariomycetes; Xylariales; Hypoxylaceae
Product: RhoGAP-domain-containing protein
Exons: 3
Coding region: 1-2361 (786 amino acids)
Biological process (GO): activation of GTPase activity; regulation of fungal-type cell wall organization; signal transduction
Cellular component (GO): cell cortex
Molecular function (GO): GTPase activator activity
Source: RefSeq, a predicted model, not a curated record